AUGGUGGCCCCAAGGAACACCGCAUUUGCGGAGGAAAGUGCCGAGGUGGAGGUGCUGUAUGCCAACCUCGAGAAACUCAACCGUCUCACCAAGAAGAUCCAGGGCUCCCUGGUGCGCCUGGAAACCAGCGGAAAGGUCGUGAAGGAGGCUAUCGGCCCCAUUUACAGCAAUACACAAUCACUGCAGAUUACGAAUAGCAAUAUUGACAAGGUCAACGAUGCCAUUGAACGUUUGCGCCAGCCUCUCGAUGCGAAGAGUCGCGAGGAGGGCAUCAUCCGCGCAGGACCGCAGAGCUCUGGCCUGUCGCAGUACCUAUCGGCGAUGAAACGUGUUGAGAAAGCGCUGGUCGACCUCAACGCGACGAACCUCCGGUCGAACCAGAAAGCAUUGUCCGACUUUAACGCCCUCCUCAGCACGGGCAGCAACAUGUUGCAAGAUACUUUCAAGGCUGAGCUGAUGCAACACGUCACUCCCAUUGAGCCGCUACACUAUUUGACCAAAGAACUCCCCUUCCCUUCCCUCCCUGAAGAUACAAUUUCACAACUGGCAGCGCUAGCCUCGGCAAUUGGAUCGGCAGCGAUUCAUGGCCCUCAAAGAGGAAAAGGCGACAGCCCUGCAAUGAAGAUAUAUUCAGACGUACGCGGGCCGUAUCUCAACGCCAGCCUCCAGAACCUUUCCAUCGCAUCGCUCAAUACCGUCAAGCGACGACCGACAGAUGGUCCCUACAAACAAGGCACGAAUGGAAUUGGAAUCUACUCAAAUGCCUUGGAAGGAUUCAUUGUCGUGGAGCAUGGGAUUAUCGUGCAGAUCUUCACCGGGGAUCAACAAGGCCUGGUUCUCCAAGCCACCUUCCUCUCAGCCAUGGGAGAAUACUCCAAGACUCUGCGUGAGCUAAACCAAUACAUCAAGGCAAACUUGAUGACAGAUUGCUUCUUGGCAUUUGAGAUUAUUGAAAUCGUGACAGCAAUGUCUUAUCGUAUUGAUUCCAAGACAGCAGAGCUCAAGAGUCUAUUGAUCGAGGCUCUCCGGCCGGUGCGUGAAACUGCCAAAUCUUCGCUUUCGGAGCUUCUAGAGGAAACCAAGCGCAAGGCUGCCACCGUCCCCCUUCCCCCAGACGGUGGCUCUAUACCUCUUGUUGACGAGGUGAUGAGCUCUUUGGCUACUCUGACCGGUUACUCGGGUCCCCUCGCAUCUAUCUUGACAUCACUUGGGGAUGGUAACUGGCGGUCCAACUCAAACACCGCAAGCACAGCUCCUCUAGACGUUGGCCCUGACAGUGGCACCUUGUUCUCUCACUUUAUUCUGGACAUGAUCGAGGCCCUCAUGACUGCCCUAGAGGCUCGCGGUCGGACUUUCCACCGGACCAAGGCUGCGCUCGGUGUAUUCCUGUCCAACGUGUUUUGUGUCGUUGAUCGUUCUAUUCGAUCAAGCCCUGAGCUGGCGCGUUAUCUCGGCGCGCCAGAUAGCAUCGCCCGAAUCGAUAGCUUCCGCAAACGUGCAACAUCGACAUAUCUCGAUGCAUGGAAGGAUACAUCGCAGUGUCUGUUGGAUGUGCAGUAUACUUCUCGAACCGGUGCACGACCCAGCUCGGGCGGCGCAGUCGAUUCCAGCGCUAUCGUGAAGAAUCUGUCGUCUCGUGAUCGGGAUGCCAUCAAGGAAAAAUUCAAAUGCUUCAAUGCAAGCUUCGACGAGAUGAUAUCCCGGCACAAGAACCUUCAUAUGGAGCGAGAGGUGCGCUCAGUCCUGAGCCGCGAGCUUCAGACUGUCCUCGAACCGCUCUAUUCUCGCUUCUAUGAUCGCUAUGUCGAGAUCGACAAGGGUCGCGGCAAGUACAUCAAGUACGAUAAAGCCAGCCUUGCCGUACAGUUGGCGCAGCUAUCCUAG
This is a messenger RNA of Penicillium subrubescens, 1884 nucleotides long. RefSeq names its product EXO70 family protein. NCBI's taxonomy places the organism in Eukaryota, Fungi, Ascomycota, Eurotiomycetes, Eurotiales, Aspergillaceae. Gene Ontology annotation, biological process: exocytosis. The transcript has 3 exons. The record is from RefSeq and is a predicted model, not a curated record. Gene Ontology annotation, molecular function: phosphatidylinositol-4,5-bisphosphate binding. Bases 1 to 1884 code for a protein of 627 amino acids. Gene Ontology annotation, cellular component: exocyst.